UGUUCAAUUUUUUUUGUCAUGUUUAUUUUAUCCCUGAACCCUUACUUUUCACUGACUGAAGCCUUGUUAAUUUGGCGGGGGUGAGCCUCAACUUCCGGGGUCUGGGUAUCAGUAAGAUCUUGCACAAUGAGACAGUUAGGGUUUAGUGAUUUUAAACGAUUUACUGCAAUAAAAAAUGGAGGCGGAUUGUUUUGAAAAGCAGGCGCCGGUGAAUCCCUGCUGUCAAUUGUGGAGAAAUAGGUGUUCUCAGCUACAAGAGAAGCGGAGUGCAUUGCGCCAAGCUCUGAAGCUUUUGGAGCAACAAAUUGACAAGGUUCAAAAUGAAAAUCUCUCUCUCAAGAAGGCAUGUGAAGAAAGCAGACACAUGCAGAACUUGAGAAAGAAGGAAGAGAGAAAGAAUUGGCUGCUAGAGUUUCAUUGGAGAAUGAGAUAUCUGCUUUGAGGUCUGAAAUCUCUGUUUUACAACAGAAAGGAAGAUUGCAGGCUAAAGAUAAAAGUGAGGAUCUGAAACUGCUGCAAGUUUCUGUUUCUGAUCGGGAAAGGGAAAUAAGUCAACUCAAAAAUAAGGGCAGAUUCAGAAAAGAAGAAAGCUGAAGCAGAGAAGAAGAGAGCUGUUGAAGCUUGGAAAUAUGUUAAAGCUGAAAACGGUAAGGCUGAUCAAGAAAGGAGGCUGGCAGAUACUGAAGAAAAGAAAGCUAAUGAAUAUAGGCUUAAGUUGGAGGCAAUGUGUAAAGAGGUUGAUGAUGCAAAAUCAAGAUUAGUUUCUAUGGCAUUAAAAUUGGCGGAGGGAAACAAAAAACUUGAAGCUGAAAAACAGAAGGUAAUGAAAGAGAGAAAAUGUGCAGAUGCGGAGAGGAAUAAAUUAGAGGAGCAAAGAAAGAUAGCAGAAGCUAUUCGGAAUCAAGCUGAGGCAGAAAAAUCUUAUGCUGAUAGUAUGUCUUGGCAAUUGGAAGAGACUAAACUAAGAGUUGAGAAAGAAAAAUGUUGUUCUGAUAAGCUCUCCCAACAGUUAGAAGAAGCUAGAGUAAAGAUUGAUGAACUGCAGAAGCAGAUAUAUGACCUUCAGUGCUCUAGAAACAGGGUUAAGGCUUCUGCUGUUUCACCUGAAAAAUAUUUGACUGCUGACUCUGGGAAAAUGAAACUUUUGGAAAAACAAUUAAAGUUUGAAAAAAAGCAACUAAAGCAGGUAAAACAAGUGGCUAAAUUGGAGAAGCGUCAUAAUGUUCUUUUGCGAGAAGUACUAGGUCAGUUGAAGUUGGAUCUUGUUCAAUUUUCCAAUCGCUUGGAUUUAGUGGAUAACUUCUUGCACAAGGCUGAAGGCAUAGGUAAUCUGAGAAAGAAAAAGUCUUUUAUACGCAGUUAUCUUAAGAAGAGAAAGAGGGAACUUGAUACAAUUGAAUCCAUUGAAUUGUUUCACUCAGAAGGUAAGAAGUUGCAUCUACAGAUGGGAGAGAAGCUGCCUGAUUUUCAUAAUAUGUUACACAGACAAGUUGAUGUAUCUUUGGAAGAGGAAAAUAACAUAGUUCCUAAACUUCAAGAGAAUUCGUUUGUCAAGCAUGAGCGAUGCCGCAAGAAGAGGAAGAAAUCAUAUGAAGAGGCUGUAGGUAUUCAGUAUUUUUUGAGUACUGAUGCACAGAAGAAGACAAAAAAAGUUGAUGGAAAUAGCCAUGGAGAUGGAAGGGUGCCCACAGAAGUGUCCCAAUCUACCAUUGGUCUAACAGGAUCUGCACGGCCAUGCGCAGAGGGCAUUUGUUAUUCAGUUACCAGUGACUUUGAAACUAAUAGAAAAUUUGAGGAGACAGCAUAUGGAGAUUUUAUGAAAUUGCUGGACUUGGACAAUCCUCUUGAUGAGGAAUAUUACAGAAAAGCAAUGGAAAUGCCUAUGUCGCCUACUCUUCCUGAGAUUGAGUUUCCAGGUGCUGAAUCAUUUGAUACGGGUAAAUCUCAAGACAAAAGUUUCUAUGGUGGCUUGUCUGAUGUAAAAGUAGAUAUUGCGCCUUCUUGCAGCUUUGAUGCCAUCAAUGCAGAGAUUAAUUCCAGUUAGUUGAAAAAAUGUGUCUGUACUUUAUUAUUUUAUGAGAAUGAAGGUCCUGUUGAUUCCUAUUAUCCUCAAGUGAAUAAUGGGAAUGGUUUUCAUAAUAGUAAGCAAUCAGGAAAAAGUUUUUGUGAUCAUCAGUCUGAGGACUUUGGUGUGUUGGGGGUCAGAUCAGAUCCAUGUAGUUCUAGGGAUGAAGUUGUGCCUUCUGAAAGUGAAGUUGGACCCACACGUAAUAAUGUUCCUAGGCUCUUCAUUGUAUCAUGUGAUUUAAAGGACAAUAGCAGUAUAUCCAGAAUAUUUUGUGCUACAAAAACGUGUGUGGAUCGGUUAUUGCUGGUUACUCAAACAGAGUGGAUAUUGCAAAAGGUUUUGCUUGCUCUUAAAAUUGAAGAAAAUUUGCUUUUGAAGGAGAAGGCCUGUGUAUUCUUUUCACUGUUACUCCUCACUUCUCAACAGCUUCUCCAGGAUGGCCUGGGAACUUUUUGAGAAGGAAUUUCACUGUUUGCUCAGAUUCUUUCGCCAGACAUGUUCAUGUUGUAAUGUCUGAUGCUGAGGCAAGAAGCGCACUUGAUGAUUUAUUUUUGGUUGAGCUGCUGAGUCUGAUUGAGGAUUUCCUUGUGGGUGGAAGCAUUGUGAUAUGCACCGAUGGAUCUUCUGCAACAUUUAGUGAAAGUAAUUUAAUAGUCAAUGCCCAUCAAGAUGGUGUAAAUACAAUGUUCUCAUUUCAAGCAGCUUCAGCUGACCAGUUGGUGGUGGGGAGCAUUAUAUUGGCAUCAAUAUGUACAGCAACCAAUCACAUUGGAUUUAUUAGUGAGGCUGCAUACAAUGUUUCUCUGAUGCGCAGGAGUGAUCCUUCGCUGGUGCUGUUAAUUCUUCACAUUUUCGCUUAUUUGAGUGGGGGAAAGUUAUUUACCUCGAAAAAACACAAUUUAACGAUGACUGUAUUGAAAUCAAUAGUCACAUAUUGAUGCGAACCUGACUCCACCCUCUGUUUUCCCAGGUUGAAUUUCCAGAAAAUCACUCCACAGCAGACCUGCAGCUUCCCUCUUCAGUACCAGCCAACACCAUCACACAGAUAUCCGGCCCUCAACAAUUUCAACAUCAACCAUGGUUCAACAUUGUAAAUGAAUAAAGCAAUGAAACAGUGCAUGUAUCAAACCACAAUCAAUGAAACAGUGUAUUCAUUAAUCUCAGUUCUGUAUACAUCUAGUUUAAUUACAAAAUACAUUCCCUUUUUUA
Molecule: messenger RNA, 3277 nt
Organism: Mangifera indica (mango)
Lineage: Eukaryota; Viridiplantae; Streptophyta; Magnoliopsida; Sapindales; Anacardiaceae
Product: cytadherence high molecular weight protein 2-like
Exons: 7
Coding region: 725-2044 (439 amino acids)
Source: RefSeq, a predicted model, not a curated record